Messenger RNA from Branchiostoma belcheri (Belcher's lancelet), 1529 nucleotides. Its product is annotated as plasminogen-like. The record is from RefSeq and is a predicted model, not a curated record. Lineage: Eukaryota; Metazoa; Chordata; Leptocardii; Amphioxiformes; Branchiostomatidae. The transcript has 7 exons. Bases 1 to 1227 code for a protein of 408 amino acids.
AUGGGAGGCGAGUACCGUAUCCGAGUGUCAAUGAAGUUGUUGGUUUUCGUUCUGUGGUUGUGGAUGGGAAAUUCUGCCCUAACAGUGAAACAAGCAGAUCACCUGAAAGACAGGCUUAAAAGGUUGAAAACAAAGAUCGAGGGGGUCAACCUAAAAGUGGCCCAAACUGCUGGGACUUUGAACAACAUGGCGGAGAGAGGAUUCCCUAAGGUCCCGGAUGUUCCCACGGCAACCCCCGGAUCGGUCAGCAACAAUCAUCCAGGCUACACAGAACGAGAAGGGUCGUUCUACAAAGUCUUCCGGUACCAAACGGACCACGCCAGUGCACAGCAGACAUGUGAGGCAGACGGGGGCCGUUUGGCUGAUGUCAAGACGGAGGCUCUCAACAACUUCAUCGUAGAACUGAUUUCAGCAACAGGCAAUGCUGGUGACAAUAGCUACUGGAUCGGGCUGAACGACAAAGCUACUGAAGGCACAUAUAUGUGGGCAGACGGUUCCAGAUUGGCCAGUUGUGCCUUCAGCAACUGGGCACCGGGUGAACCAAAUAAUGGAAUAGGCAAUGAAAUAACCAUUGGACAAGACUGCAUUCAGUUGUGGCGAGAUUAUAACUACAAGUGGGACGAUGACCACUGCUGGCUUGAGAAACAUUUCAUUUGCCAAAUAGAAUCAUGCCAGGAGGGCAAUGGGGCAACCUACCGAGGGUCAGUCUCUAUGACCGCAACAGGCAAGACAUGUCAACGCUGGGACAGUCAGACACCUCAUGGACACGACAGGACACCCGCUAAUUAUCCUUCAGCAGGACUGGAGCAGAACUACUGCCGGAAUCCGGACGGCUGGUAUAGACUUUGGUGCUACACCACGGAUCCCUACACCAGAUGGGAGCUGUGUGAUGUGCCAUUCUGUAGCGUUACAAAGAAAUGGCGCGACGAUCUCCUCUGUGGAGACACAUACACUACAGCAGACGGGAGGACCGCUGAGUGUGACCCUGACGGUAUCUACCCGUGCUGCUCACCGGGCCACUGGUGUGGGAACACGGCAGAUCACUGUGACUGUGCGGGUUGUAUCGACUACCGGAACACAGGUGAGACCAGUCAAGACUUGGACAGUCAGACACCCCAUGAAGAUUCCGAACAGAUUGUGGAGAAAUUGCGAGAGAAACCGAAAAGAAGCGGAAACAACAAAAUGGGAACGAAAAAUGGCAAAUCUAAGAAACACAACAGAGCUUGAAAAGAAACACAAAGGAGCAAAAAUGAACGUAAAAGAGCGAAAUAGAACGAAAUAUAAAUAACGUAGCAUUACUCUAUAACUGUUCUUCCAACAGAAAAAAUAACUUAAGUUAGUAGGAAUAUACACAGUUGCAACUCCAAAUGUCUGCACAAUUUUGACAUCGCAAUAGCAACAAUAUCCAGUAAUUGCACAGUAGUUCACCAGUAGACUACAAUAACAUGCAAACAUCUUACAUGAAAUACACAACAACUCAUGAUAAUGACUGAAAAUAAUAAAGUUUCCAACCAAUUACAGUUUUGUGA